Messenger RNA from Phoenix dactylifera (date palm), 2546 nucleotides. RefSeq names its product long chain acyl-CoA synthetase 4-like. The record is from RefSeq and is a predicted model, not a curated record. Gene Ontology annotation, cellular component: endoplasmic reticulum; membrane. Gene Ontology annotation, molecular function: long-chain fatty acid-CoA ligase activity. Gene Ontology annotation, biological process: fatty acid metabolic process. Lineage: Eukaryota; Viridiplantae; Streptophyta; Magnoliopsida; Arecales; Arecaceae.
AAGACAGAGGCAGGCCGCUACGAGACGAGGGGAAGAAGGUCAGAAUCCCAGAGUGGGAGAAAGUCCCAACGCCUCCAACAGCUCCCCUGCUUUUCUUAACAACGGCGUUGGCCAACAACAAGGAGAAGAGCGGUUAACCAACCCAUCGAUGAGUCUUUCUCCGCCGCCCCUGUGCUUAAAACCCGGGACUUCCCUCUUGUCUCUCUGAGUUGGUUUUAGGAAUUCGGCGUGGAGAGGCGGAGAGGGGGUGUGUUCAAGAUGAAGCACGUGGUGGAGGUGGAGAAGGGGCGGGAGGGCGGCGACGGCAGGCCGUCCGUCGGCCCCGCCUAUCGGAGCGUCUUCGCCAAGGAUGGCUUCCCCCAGCCCGUCCCCGGCUUGGAGAGCUGUUGGGAUGUUUUCCGCAUGUCUGUGGAGAAGAAUCCCAAGAAUCGAAUGCUUGGCAGUCGAGAGUUUGUUGAUGGGAAGGCGGGUGAAUAUAUCUGGUGGAGUUACGAAGAAGUAUAUAACACUGUGAUGAAAGUUGGGGCUUCCAUUCGCCAUUGUGGAGUAGAGCAGGGUGGUCGUUGUGGUAUCUAUGGAGUCAACUGUCCUGAGUGGGUCAUCACUAUGGAGGCUUGCAAUGCUCAUGGAAUUUACUGUGUUCCCCUGUAUGAUACCCUUGGCCCUGGCGCAGUAGAAUUCAUUAUAUGUCAUGCAGAAGUUCAGAUUGUUUUUGUUGAAGAAAAAAAGAUUAUGGAGCUGUUGAAAACUUUUCCCAAUUCAACCAAGUUCCUGAAAACACUUGUAAGUUUUGGGAAGGUCACUCCUAAGCAGCGAGAAGAGGUUGAAAAUUUUGGUGUGGCAGUGUAUUCUUGGGAUGAAUUUUUGCUUGUGGGAGAAAAUCAACAAUUUGAUCUUCCAGUAAAUAAAAAAACAGAUAUCUGUACAAUAAUGUACACCAGUGGAACAACUGGCGACCCUAAGGGUGUAAUGAUAUCCAAUGAAAGCAUUAUUACUCUUAUUGCUGGUGUGGAUCGGCUGCUUCAUUGUGUAAAUGAACAGUUUCAUGAGGAUGAUGUUUAUCUAUCAUAUCUGCCUUUGGCGCAUAUUUUUGAUCGAGUGAUUGAGGAGUUAUUUAUCUUUCAAGGGGCCUCAAUAGGAUUUUGGCGUGGGGAUAUCAAAUUGUUAGUUGAAGAUAUUGGGGUGCUAAAACCAACUGUCUUUUGUGCGGUUCCACGUGUACUGGAUCGAAUUUAUUCAGGUCUGCAAGAUAAGAUUUUUUCAGGUGGUUUUCUGAAGCAAACUCUGUUUAAUUUUGCUUAUAAAUACAAACUACGUAACAUGAAUAGGGGAAGUAAACAUGACGAGGCGUCUCCAAUUUUAGAUAAAAUCGUUUUUAAUAAGGUGAAACAAGGACUAGGUGGAAAGGUACGACUUAUCUUGUCUGGAGCAGCUCCAUUAGCUACCCAUGUUGAAGCCUUUUUACGGGUGGUGACAUGUGCCCAUGUUGUACAAGGCUAUGGUCUGACGGAAAGUUGUGCGGGAACUUUUGUAUCACUACCGAAUGACAUUGCAAUGGUUGGAACAGUGGGCCCUCCAGUGCCAAAUGUUGAUGUGUGCCUUGAGUCUGUUCCUGAAAUGGGAUAUGAUGCCCUCUCCAGCAUACCCCGUGGAGAAAUUUGCAUCAGAGGAAAAACCUUGUUCUCAGGAUAUUACAAAAGAGAAGACCUCACAAAUGAAGUUAUGAUUGAUGGGUGGUUUCAUACAGGGGAUGUUGGAGAAUGGCAACCAGAUGGAAGCUUAAAAAUUAUUGACAGGAAGAAAAAUAUCUUUAAACUUUCUCAAGGAGAGUAUGUUGCAGUUGAAAAUCUGGAGAACAUAUAUGGUCUUGUUCCUGAUAUAGACGCGAUAUGGAUAUACGGGAAUAGCUUUGAGUCCUUCCUUGUUGCCAUUGUAAAUCCGAAUGAACUGGCUCUGGAGCGUUGGGCUAAAGAAAAUGGUAUAAGUGGAGAUUUUGCUGCCAUCUGUGAAAAUCCCAAAACUAAAGAAUCAAUCCUUGGGGAACUCACAAAAAUUGCAAAAGCAAAGAAAUUGAAAGGUUUUGAGUUCAUUAAAGCUGUUCACCUUGACCUCAUACCAUUUGACAUGGAACGUGAUCUGCUUACCCCAACUUACAAGAAGAAGCGGCCCCAGUUGCUCAAGUACUACCAGACGGUCAUUAAUGGCCUGUACAAGAACACCAAGUGAUCAACUAACUGAUCAAACAGGAGGGACUGAUGCAUAUGGCAAAGCAUUGCUUCUCCCUUUUUGCUCCCUUGUUAUAUCUGAUUAAGGGAACUGCUGCUGCUGCUUCUCUUUGGUGGUAGAGACUAUUUUUUAUCAAUUUGUUUUAUUAAUAUGCUUGAACCUAUUUAUUUCAUACCCCCAAAACAGUUGUGUAUAGUGAACCUGCAAUACAUGCUUGGAUGAAAACACACACUCUCCUUUUGGAUGUUUUUAAGCUUAUGGGAACAUUGGUAAUAUAAACUGUUCUUGUUGAACAACAUAUGAUGAAUUGCUGCAACUCA